AUGCUUUUCGGGGCCCUGUCAGGCAGAGACUGCUUCGCUAACCUCCCCGGAAAGUCGUGUAUGAGAUGUGUCACUGCCAAGCGCACAUGUGGUGGCUAUGAGAAUGAUGAGAAGGUCGUCAUCCAGCAAUACGAACGCCCCGAGAAUAAGACUGGCAGCACCACCAAGUCAAUUGGGCGCAAGUGCUCACUCCCUGUGCGAGGACAUCUCCCAGGAACAAAUAUCCUAGCCAACGACAAUUCGCCAAUAGAAGUGCCCGACGAGGCCGUGGACGAAUUCGCCCUGCAGGCCUUUGUGUAUGACUUUUGCGUCAGCUCAACAAAUCAGGCCCUCUCCCGUGGCUUUUUGGGGCGUCUCGAGUCUCGUCUGCAUCGUCUAGGCUGGAAGUCUAAUCUGGCCAAGGCUUGUGAACUGGUCGCCUUUGCUAAACAUGGCAUCUCGCUCAAUCGCCCGCAUUUGACCCUCCGGGCUGAGAAAUUGUAUCAGAAUUUGGUGGCCUCGCUGGCUGUUGAUAUCCAGCAUCCUCCCAACAAGGAGGACAAAGUGCUGGUCGCCUUGCUUUUGGGUCUUUAUGAGGUGCGCAACAUUUGCCGUUAUAUGUAA
Penicillium riverlandense is the source of this 603-nucleotide messenger RNA. RefSeq lists its product as uncharacterized. The record is from RefSeq and is a predicted model, not a curated record. The transcript has a single exon. The coding region runs from base 1 to 603 and encodes 200 amino acids. NCBI's taxonomy places the organism in Eukaryota, Fungi, Ascomycota, Eurotiomycetes, Eurotiales, Aspergillaceae.